AUGGCAGACCGCAUUGGACCCGACUACGGACCGCAGCGAAGCUUUGGAGAGAAGUGCAGACGUUUUGGAAAAGCCUUCACAACCAAAGAUGGAUUGAUUGGAACAUACGACUAUGCCUUUCUCUUCAAGCCCAAUCUUCCUUUCAUGAAGAAGACACGGCGUGCGGCACCCUUUUUCGGUCUUCAUGACCGCAUGUCCGUCCUCCUGGCUCUUCUCCUUGGAUUUCAACAUGCACUUGCCAUGCUGGCUGGUGUGAUUACGCCUCCCAUCAUCCUGGCCAAUGCUGCUCACUUGACCGGCAACCAGCAGCGCUACCUCGUUUCGACGUCGCUUAUCGUCUGUGGUAUCCUCUCUGCUAUCCAGAUCACCAGGUUCCACAUCUGGCGCACCCCCUACUAUGUGGGCACAGGCCUAAUUUCCGUCGUGGGAACCUCUUUUGCCACCAUUCCCGUCGCAACCGGCGCUCUCAGUCAGAUGUACGCCAAUGGCAUGUGUCCUUCCGACAGCGCGGGCAACCCACUUCCCUGCCCCAACGGCUACGGUGCUAUCCUCGGCACGGGUGCAUGCUGCGCACUCCUCGAAAUAGCAAUGUCCUUCACCUCCCCUCGGCUUCUGAAGAAGAUCUUUCCACCCCUCGUCACCGGUCCAACGGUCCUGCUCAUCGGUGUCAAGCUCAUCUUGACCGGCUUCCAGAACUGGGCCGGUGGAAGCAGUGGCUGCCAAGCCCUUCCAACAACCGGCAUCUACCGACUGUGUCCCACCAUCAACGCGCCCCGUCCUUUGCCCUGGGGUUCAGCGGAAUUUAUCGGUUUAGGCUUCAGCGUAUUCAUCACGAUUAUCAUCUGCGAGCGUUUCGGCGCGCCCAUCAUGAAAUCCACCGCCGUCGUCAUUGGAUUGCUCGUAGGCUGCAUCAUUGGCGGCGCCACAGGCUAUUUCGACAAGAGCGGCAUCGAUGCUGCGCCUGCUGUCAGCUUCAUCUGGGUCGAGACAUUCAAGCUGAGCGUGUAUGGGCCGAUAGUGCUGCCGCUGUUAGCUGUGUACAUGGUGCUUGCCAUGGAGGCCAUUGGCGAUAUCACAGCAACAUGCGACGUCAGCCGGCUACAGGUCGACGGCGAGCUAUUUGACAGCCGGAUCCAGGGCGGUGUGCUUGCAGACGGACUGAACGGCAUCGUAGCCGCGCUGUGCACCAUCACGCCCAUGUCGACGUUUGCGCAGAACAACGGCGUCAUCGCCCUCACGCGCUGCGCCAACCGCAAAGCAGGAUACGCAGCCUGCUUCUGGCUGGUCGUCAUGGGCGUCUUCGCCAAAUUCGCAGCCGCCCUCGUCGCCAUCCCCCCCGCCGUCCUCGGCGGCAUGACGACGUUCCUCUUCUCCGCCGUCGUCGUGUCCGGAAUCGCUAUCAUCGCGCGCACGCCCAUGACGCGCCGAAACCGCUUCAUCCUCACCGCAGGCUUCACCCUCGGCUUCGGCGCCACAAUGGUCCCCACCUGGUUCUCCUACGUCUUCACCUACAGCGGCCCCAACCGCGCACUAGCCGGCUUCUACGACGCCAUCGAGCUCGUCCUCGAAACGGGCUUCGCCGUCGUCGCCUUCACGACGCUGAUCCUCAACCUCAUCCUGCCCGAGGAGGAGAUCGAGGACGAGCUGCCAGAGCUCAUGGCCGAGGAGCGCCAUGGCGGCGUGGAGGCUGCGGCUGGGGCCGGGGCCGGGGCUGAUGCGGACGAGUGGGCGCGUGGCCAGAAGCUGGGGCAGGAACAGGUGGGAGGUAGUCGGGCGACUUCGGAUGUGCGGGGGAGCAAGGAAGUGUAG
This is a messenger RNA of Ascochyta rabiei, 1809 nucleotides long. RefSeq lists its product as uncharacterized. Gene Ontology annotation, cellular component: membrane; fungal-type vacuole. Gene Ontology annotation, molecular function: xanthine transmembrane transporter activity. Gene Ontology annotation, biological process: transmembrane transport; xanthine transport. The record is from RefSeq and is a predicted model, not a curated record. The transcript has 4 exons. The coding region runs from base 1 to 1809 and encodes 602 amino acids. Lineage: Eukaryota; Fungi; Ascomycota; Dothideomycetes; Pleosporales; Didymellaceae.